AUGAUCAAGAGCGGUAUUGAAGAUUACUUGAGACAUCGUCAAGAUGUCAAGCGAAACAAGAGUCCUGUUUCAAUUUAUCGUUUUGGCGAAUGGACAGUUGAAGAAUCAUCGAAAAUACAUGUCGGAGACAUUGUAAUGAUCAAAUCAGGUGAUACUGUACCAUGUGAUAUGAUCUAUUUGACAUCUUCGAACCCGAAUAAAACGACAAACUACAGUGAGACUAGUCUUAAUGGAGAAUCGGCGAUCAAAAUGAUGAGCCAGCACCCAGCCUUCAAAGACCUUGAUAUCCCUAUGGCCUUCUUCCGUAAGCAAUAUUCUGUUCAUGCUGGUCCUCCCGAUGCAAACCUGUACAAAUUCGAUGCAAAGCUUGUCUGCGAGAACGAAAAGUGGGUAUAUCAAUACAGAACAUACUUCUAA
Trichomonas vaginalis G3 is the source of this 417-nucleotide messenger RNA. RefSeq names its product phospholipid-translocating ATPase protein. Gene Ontology annotation, cellular component: plasma membrane. The transcript has a single exon. The record is from RefSeq and is a predicted model, not a curated record. Lineage: Eukaryota; Parabasalia; Trichomonadida; Trichomonadidae. Gene Ontology annotation, biological process: phospholipid translocation. Gene Ontology annotation, molecular function: ATPase-coupled intramembrane lipid carrier activity. The coding region runs from base 1 to 417 and encodes 138 amino acids.